AUGGAGAAGAACAGAAACUCCCAAAGCUUCUCUUCUUCAACCAGUGAAGAGGAUUACAAAAAUGGUAUUGAGAAGUUGCUUAAUAUACUUCCAAGAAAGAACUCAAGUGGCAUUCCCCUUUGUCAAUACAAUGGCAUUGGGUGUCCAUCUUCUGCUAUCCACGGCAUGAUCCCAUUUCACCAAUUCUUCCAAGCUAACCAAAAUGAUAUCAUCUUAGCCAGCCUUCCAAAAUCCGGUAUGACGUGGUUGAAGGCCUUGAUCUUCUCUAUCGUGAACCGAAAUCGCUACGCACUCAAAGAUAGCCCUUUGCUUACCACUCAUCCACAUGAUCUUGUGUUCAGCGUAAAAAACCCUUUGGAUAAUUUUGUGUCUUAUUGGCAUUUUUCUCGUGCAACUAAGAAUGUAAAUAUAAAACCAGGUCCUAUUGAUGAAUCAUUUGUGAACUACUGUGCAGGCUAUCAUGGAAGAAGAGAAGAAGGAUUGGUAGAAGAAAUUUCAAGGUUGUGUAGCUUCGAACAUUUGAACAGUUUGGAGGCAAACAAAAAUGAUGUAUUCAAUCGUGGAAUCCCUGUGACUGCCUAUUUUAGGAAAAGUGAGGUUGGAGAUUAUGCCAAUCAUCCUACACCUUCUAUGGUUGAACUUAUUAGCAAGGUUAUAGAAGAAAAGUUUGCCAACUCUGGCCUAGUAUUCAAAUCAAAUUAA
Molecule: messenger RNA, 702 nt
Organism: Ziziphus jujuba (common jujube)
Lineage: Eukaryota; Viridiplantae; Streptophyta; Magnoliopsida; Rosales; Rhamnaceae
Product: cytosolic sulfotransferase 15-like
Exons: 3
Coding region: 1-702 (233 amino acids)
Biological process (GO): sulfation
Cellular component (GO): cytoplasm
Molecular function (GO): sulfotransferase activity
Source: RefSeq, a predicted model, not a curated record